GUUCCGGGCGAGGCGGCGGCGCUGGCGCCGGGAUGGAUCGGGAGCUGCUCCGGCAGGCGCUGAGCUACCACGGCCCCGCGCUGCUGUCGCUGCUCCGCGCCGAGCAGCACGACAACCCCGACUUCCGCGGGCUGCUGCCGCCGCCCGGGGCCGCCCCGGAGCCGCCCCGCGGGGCCCCGCCGGCCGCCUGGAAAGAGAGGGCGAGCAUCGACACCGAGAUAAUGCGCUUCAUCGCCAAGAAGGCGGAUCUGCUGUUCGCGCACUCGUGGAAACCCAACGGGCCGAUCGAGGACAGCAUCGAGGAGAAUGAGGAGUGUUACGCUGUCAUGCCACCCCUGGAGAGGUUCCUGGAGGUGCCCAGGGAGGAGAGGAGAGAGCUGUUCUUCCGCGACAUCGAGCGGGGCGAUAUCGUCAUGGGGAGGAUCACAUCUAUCCGUGAAUUUGGCUUUUUCAUGGUGUUGAUUUGUCUGGGAAGUGGUGUCAUACGGGAAAUUGCAGACUUGGAAAUCACUGCCCUGUGUCCUGUGAGGGAUGUGCCUCCUCAGAGCAACCAUGGAGAUCCUCUGUCAUAUUAUCAAACUGGAGACCUUAUCCGAGCUGCACUUAAGGACGUUGACCGUUACCACCAGAAGCUGGCCGUGUCGCUUUACAGCUCAGCUCUUCCACCCAAGCUUUCCAGUACAAAGCUGGGUGUGAUCACCUCUGAUGACUUCCCACUGCACUAUAAGCGAAGCCUGGAAGUUGCCAACACAGGAGAGACAUUUGAAGAGGUUUUGCAUCGUUCCCCAGGAUUUGCUAAUCCAUCAUUAGUUGAAUAUUUAGCAGAAAAACUGGGACUAAGUGAGUCAAAUCCACCGUCUUUGCUGAGAAGUCUUCAAAUUAAAAAUUUCAGUGAAGAAGAUUUUGCCCCUGCAUUGAGGAAAAAACAGUCUGCAUCAUGGGCCUUGAAAUGUGUAAAGGCUGGGGUGGAUUAUUUUAAGGUUGGGCGCCACGUGGAAGCCAUGAAUGAGUACAACAAGGCUUUGGAAAUUGACCCACAAAAUGUUGAAGCUUUGGUUGCACGUGGAGCUCUGUAUGCAACCAAAGGAAGUCUGAACAAAGCCAUAGGGGAUUUUGAAGUUGCUUUAGAAAAUUGUCCUACCCAUAGAAAUGCAAGGAAAUAUCUGUGUCAGACCCUUGUGGAAAGAGGCGGGCAGUUGGAAGAGGAAGAGAAACUGCUAAAUGCUGAAAGUUAUUAUAAAAAAGCCUUGAGCUUGGAUGAGACUUUUCAGGAAGCAGAAGAGGCCCUAACCAAACUCCGUAAGCACAUGCAGAAAUCUUUGGAAAUGAGGGAGAAACAAGCUGCCAAAGAAGAGAGACAGAAAGCAAAGAAAAUAGAAACAAGUGCAGAAAAGUUGCGUAAGCUCUUAAAAGAAGAAAAGAGGUAACUGUUACAUUCAGUGUACUGGUUGUGUGGCAAUAAGUGCACAUGAGACUGUGAGCAAUUCAUCUCAACAAACAGCAAGCUGGGGAGAACUUCUCCCUGGGUAAGCUGCUUUUCCCUCAGAAUGUUUUUGUGAAUAGUGUCCUUUAGUGCAUAGAACCUUUAAUGGAGAUGUGUGUGGAGGAGAAGUUGUUUAAGGAAUAUUUUGCAAUGUGACAUUUUUGCAAAGCUUAAUGCCACAUGAAAUUGGGAAAGAGGGCUCUUAAACAAAAUGUUCAGUGGAUUUAAUUUGUUGAUGAAGAAAUGACAUUUGAAAUAGUCAUGUCAGUCAGGCUCAGUUUCUGUUCCCACUUUACAGUCCAAGCUGGGGUAUGCAGAUUUGCUUUCUAUGUGUAGUUUUCACCUGACACUGAAGGUUAUCUCACAGGUUAAUUAUUUUUUUAGGUUGAAAAAGAAAAGGAAAGUAUCGACUUCCUCCUCUUCUUCUUCUUCAUCCUCCUCCUCCUCAUCAUCAUCAUCAUCAAGCGAUUCAUCAUCAGAUGUAUCAGCUUCUUCCUCCUCCUCUUCCUCUGAUCACAAGAAACGUAGGAAAAAGCGUCGGCAUAGAUCUGAGUCUGCUCGCAGCUCCAAAAAAAGCUCAUCUAGAGCUUCUUCCCAUUAUAAAGAUCAGAAUAGGAAAGAGGAGUGGUAUUCCCCUCCAGCUGAUACCUCUGCUUCCUUUCUUAACCAAAGUUUUGAAGUGGAAAAGCUGCUGGAAAGGCAGGACAGCAUAGUGUGCGCAAAAACGGAGGUAAAAGAGAAAGACAGACACUGUUCUUUUUCAAGGACUUCAGGUGAUGAUGAAGACACUUUUGGAGGUAGGUCUGAAGAUUCACGAGAUUCUUACAGUAGCUUCAGAAGUCAGCCAAGUCAUAGCAAAACUGAAAAAUACAGUAAACCAGAGAGAUUCUUCUCCAGUUGGAGGGGUCCUUCAGGUUCGUAUCAUAAAUCAGAUUAUAAACCCAGGAUGCAUUACUACAGGAGAUUUGAAAGGGAUGGAGAGUGGAGAAGGGAGCAGUUUAAGAGACAUGGCUCAGGUCAAGACAGGUAUUACAUGUCCCCAGGGUCUGACUAUUCUGGCAGGUCAGGGGGGAAGUACAGGUCAUAUUCUAGCAGCUGCUCACAUGAAGGUGACAGAGGUUAUGAUAGUGACAGGCGGCAUAAAAAUGAAAGUGAGUCUAAGAAUAGAAAAAUCAGUUAUGAAGACACUGAUAAAACAAAGGAACCAGAUGAAGAGGUGUCAUUAAAUGGUACAGAAGAAGAAGCAAGUGGUGUUAAAAGAAACCUGCCUCAGAACUUAGUUAACAUUUUUAAUCAGAUAGCUGAAUUUGAGAGGGAAAAAGGAAGCAAGCAGAAGAAACAGUGAAGUACCUGAGAAUACACUACUUGGAUGAGUGUAGUUAUGUCAACUUUUAACUUAGCAUCUUGUGAGCAAAUACACACAAAGUGUGAGAAAAAGGCAGAAUUUUUUCUGCAUUUCAGAAUGUCAAAGAAUUCUAAAAGAUCAUAUAGUGGAAAGAUAUGGAAGAAUAUCUUAUAUAAAAUACCAGUUAUUUAAAAUACAAGUUUCCUGUGCUCUUAAUUUGAGGUGUUCCUGUACAGUAUUCUGUCUGAUGGGCUGAAAUCCCUUGCUAACCCUGGGUGUAGUUAGCUGUGCUCACAUGAAAUAUGCACUUUAACAGCUGGGCUUGGUAUUCCUUGUCCCUGGGGUACUAUUGACGGUUGAUAUUCUUCUAUCAAACUUAACUCCCAGCUAUAGAAAAGGGAUAACAGAAUGAAGUCAUGUGCCAUCAAUGUAUAUAGCCCAUUUGAUCAUUAAAUUUUCUUAAUUUUUCUUAA
Molecule: messenger RNA, 3301 nt
Organism: Passer montanus (Eurasian tree sparrow)
Lineage: Eukaryota; Metazoa; Chordata; Aves; Passeriformes; Passeridae
Gene: TTC14
Product: tetratricopeptide repeat domain 14
Exons: 11
Coding region: 33-1427 (464 amino acids)
Molecular function (GO): protein binding; nucleic acid binding
Source: RefSeq, a predicted model, not a curated record